AUGGCGGCGCCAGCGCAGCCAGCUCUCGAGAUCAAGGUUCACCGUCACGGAUGGGAAGAGCAGUACUCUGAUCGGGGGACAGGGGCAAGGCAAGACUUGACCACCUGGCGAGCGAAAGACCCUCUGGACCCGAAUCACUUUCGUGUCUCCCACACUGCCACCAACUCCCGCCACCCCCCUUGUGCUGAGCCACUCGUCGUGACACCACUCAGUGAUGGUUGCUUGGCACAGCCGCUGUACUGUGAGUGCGUCUGGACUGACGAGCGCACGAAGGGCAGUCGCGAUGGGCAACUUUGGAGACCCGUGCCCCCUCCGGGGUAUGUUGCUCUGAGUGAUAUGGGUGUCCACAUGGACAAUCGUGGCAUCUCGCCGGGCACACGUAAGCCUGCGCAUGAGAUCGACCCAUGGUUUCGCUGUGUGAAGGACACUCUGGUUGCCCCUACUGGUCGCACGGCAAAGCUGUGGACUGACGCCGGCUCCCGUGGGAAAUAUGAUGGGGGUGUGUGGAUGAUCGCUGACUCUGAUGGAUUUGCAGCGGGGUCUGGAAAGACCUACGAGGGCGGAGUGCGACAUCAGGAGUACAAGCUCAUUUAG
Molecule: messenger RNA, 594 nt
Organism: Symbiodinium natans
Lineage: Eukaryota; Dinophyceae; Suessiales; Symbiodiniaceae
Source: the annotation of a GenBank genome assembly